CUCUCAAAGAUUCGAUUCCCUCCUCCCUCCCACUCCCACAUGGCCGGCGAGCUGCGCCACCGCCGCGUGCCGUCGGAGGACGGGGACGAGGGCGCCGCCGCCUCUCAAGGACCCGAUCCAGCCGCCGGCAACGGCAAGGCCGGCACGGCGUCUGAGGGGGCGGAGCCGCGGCGCGGCAAGAGGGACGCGCUCGGGUGGCUGGAGUGGGGCCGCGGGUGGAUGGCCGUCGUGGGGGAGUUCCUAUUCCAGCGCAUCGCCGCCAGCCACCUCGCCAACCCGCUCGAGCUGCCCCCGCUCGACGGCGUCUCCGUCGUCGUCACCGGCGCCACCAGCGGCAUCGGGCUCGAGAUCGCAAGGCAGCUCGCUCUCGCUGGGGCACACGUUGUGAUGGCUGUUAGAAGGCCCAAGGUGGCACAAGACUUGAUUCAGAGGUGGCAGAACCAAAAUUCAGAAACAGGAAGACCACUAAACGCUGAGGUGAUGGAACUUGACCUACUCUCCCUCGACUCGGUCGCAAAUUUUGCUGACGCUUGGAAUGCUCGUAUGGCACCCCUACACGUGCUGAUCAACAACGCUGGCAUCUUCGCUAUAGGAGAACCCCAGCGUUUCUCAAAGGACGGACAUGAAGAACACAUGCAAGUGAACCAUCUUGCACCUGCGUUACUGGCGAUGCUGCUUAUACCUUCCCUUCUCCGAGGUUCUCCCAGCAGAAUUGUUAACGUUAAUUCGAUCAUGCACACUGUAGGUUUUGUCGACGCUGAAGAUAUGAACUUGAGAAAACAUAAAUAUAGAAGUUGGUUAGGAUACUCAAAUAGCAAGCUGGCACAGGUAAAAUUCAGUAGCAUGCUUCACAAGAAAAUUCCUGCAGAGGCUGGCAUCGGUGUAGUUUGCGCUUCUCCUGGAAUUGUCGACACGAACGUUGCAAGAGAUCUUCCUAAGAUUGUCGUAGCCGCGUACCAUUUGAUUCCCUACUUCAUAUUUGACGCUCAAGAAGGUUCUAGGAGUGCACUGUUUGCAGCAUCCGAUCCCCAAGUCCCGGAAUACUGCGAGACGCUCAAGUCGGAGGACUGGCCAGUUUGUGCCUGCAUUAACUAUGACUGUAGUCCGAUGAAUGCGUCUGAAGAAGCGCACAAUCUUGAGACCUCGCAGCUGGUCUGGGAGAAGACACUGGAGAUGGUCGGCCUUCCGCCGGAUGCCCUGGAGAAGCUCAUCGCCGGAGAAUCAGUUCAGUGCCGUUACGGACAACAGGAUACAACUUUUUAGUUAGCAGUUUAGAGGUGGUUUGUUCGGUUGUUAUGUCAUUUUGAUCCUAAAUUUGCAGGGAGGAAAACACAGGGAAGGGAGAAAAAGAAUUUGUUGACAGCUACCAAUCUUUGCUCUUUUUCUGUAUGUGUGCAAGAUGUUGUGAAGGAGGCGUAGAAACACAUCUCCCCCAUUAUUUGACUAUUCCUAAUCAAUGAUAUACUUGAGACAGAAAUUAAGAGAUAC
Messenger RNA from Zea mays, 1488 nucleotides. RefSeq names its product WW domain-containing oxidoreductase. The record is from RefSeq and is marked validated. Lineage: Eukaryota; Viridiplantae; Streptophyta; Magnoliopsida; Poales; Poaceae.